AUGGUUAAAUCUCCUAGUCUAUGCGGUGGACGGCACGAAGAUGGAGUUCGAAAAGUCUUCGCGCCAUUUUUCUCCUGUUGUGCCGUGUUUGUCAACAUAAAAAGCAAGAAAGUGGCUCAAAAAUUAUCAUUCCUCCGCAAUUUUGCAACAUUUUUCCAUAAAAAAUUAACCAUGCACACCCGUGGGGCAUUUAUAGUACUUGAGGGAUGCGAUAGAUCUGGAAAGAGUACGCAAUCUCAGAAAUUAGUGGAUAAGUUGCAGAAGAAUGGAGUUGAUGCCAAAUUGAUAAAAUUCCCAGAUAGAGAUACAGAAUGUGGGAAGUUAAUUGAUGAAUACCUAAGGCAGAAGAAGCCCCUGACAGAUGAGGGCAUUCACUUGCUGUUCAGCACAAACAGAUGGGAAGCAAAGAAUUCCAUUGAGGAGAGUCUCAUGAAGGGGACAACGCUAAUCUGUGAUCGUUACUCCUACUCAGGGGUAGCAUUCAGUGUAGCCAAGGGGAUGUCACUGCAGUGGUGUAAAGCCCCCGAAGAGGGACUCACAAAGCCUGAUCUUGUUUUCCUGCUCACCCUGCCCAUUGAGAAGAUUAUGCAACGUGGUGGAUUUGGCGGGGAGAGGUACGAGAAGAAACAAAUGCAGCAGGAAGUCAUAAAGAUCUACGAACUCCUGAAGGAAGACUACUGGCUGGAAAUCGAUGCUGAUCAAACACAGGAAGCACUCCUUGAUGUUCUCUACAAUAAUAGCCUAGAAGUCAUCCGGAAGGUAGGUGGCAAACCACUGGAACAUCUCUGGACAUGAGCACCAUCUAAAAUGAAUUUUCUCUAUAAGAUAAAUUGUGAAUUAUGUUGUCUGACUGAGAAAUAAAUGGGAUUGAGUAAUACA
Messenger RNA from Lutzomyia longipalpis, 879 nucleotides. Its product is annotated as thymidylate kinase. The record is from RefSeq and is a predicted model, not a curated record. Gene Ontology annotation, biological process: dTTP biosynthetic process; dTDP biosynthetic process; dUDP biosynthetic process. NCBI's taxonomy places the organism in Eukaryota, Metazoa, Arthropoda, Insecta, Diptera, Psychodidae. Gene Ontology annotation, molecular function: ATP binding; dTMP kinase activity. The coding region runs from base 1 to 795 and encodes 264 amino acids. Gene Ontology annotation, cellular component: nucleus; mitochondrion; cytoplasm. The transcript is spliced from 4 exons.